AUGGAGACAUCCGCUCGCGUCAUGAUCCUUUCUAUCUUCAGCCAUCUCUCCCUCGCAUACUGCUGGGCUCCGACCAUGUUGCGGUCAGCCCCGCAGGUCUCAUCCGUGGCGCGAAGGAUCGCAGCUGCCUGCCAUGAUCGGCCUCGUACCCGACUCGGUCCCCGCAUGUCGUCAGUGCCCUCCACAUGCGGGGAAGAUGCUCUCCUGAGUCGAACGCAAAAGUUCCAAGCCAUCUUUACAGAUGUGGAUGGGACUCUGCUCAACAAGCAGCACCAGCUGGACCCCGAGACUUGCGCGGCGAUCAACGAGGCUGUGAACUCAGGUGUCAAAGUUGUCAUGGCGACGGGGGUCUUCAUCCAGGGCCUCCUCGUGUGCGACAACGAAGGGAACGCCAUCCAGGAGAUCAAGCUGGGCCGGGAGACGGUGCAGGAGCUGGUGACCUACUCCAACACCCACCAGAUCACCAUCGUCGCGUACACAGACAAGGACAUGAUAGUGACGUCGGAGACGAACAAGGACACCGACGUCCUGCGCCCGUACAACGAGCCGCCGCCGACGAGCGUCGGAGAGGAGGGGAUGCGAAGGCUGGGGGCUGAGGGAGAGCUGUGUGUGUACAAGAUGAUGUUCAUCGGAGAGGAGGCGAUCCUCAAGCGACACAGGCCUGAGAUCGAGCAGAAGUUCGCCGGAGUUGCUGCCGUCACAAAGGCCAUGGACGGUAUGCUCGAGAUUCUUCCUCCCGGGGCCUCGAAGGCGUCGGGAGUGCGUCGUGCCAUGCAAGCGCUCGGCGUGUCUCCUGCCGCCUGCAUGGCCAUGGGCGACGGAGAGAACGACCUGGAGAUGCUGAAGCUUGUGAAGGAGGCAGGAGGCCUGGCAGUAGCGGUGGGGAAUGCUGUCCCCAAGCUCAAGGAGGUGGCGGACAGGACGGUGAACGAUCAUGACAAGUUGGGAGCAGCGGAAGCGAUUCGGCUCGUGUUGGAGAGCAACGCAAAGUUGUCUUGA
This is a messenger RNA of Guillardia theta CCMP2712, 999 nucleotides long. RefSeq lists its product as hypothetical. The record is from RefSeq and is a predicted model, not a curated record. Lineage: Eukaryota; Cryptophyceae; Pyrenomonadales; Geminigeraceae. Gene Ontology annotation, cellular component: cytosol. The transcript has 4 exons. Bases 1 to 999 code for a protein of 332 amino acids. Gene Ontology annotation, molecular function: phosphatase activity; magnesium ion binding.